Molecule: messenger RNA, 1967 nt
Organism: Tupaia belangeri chinensis (Chinese tree shrew)
Lineage: Eukaryota; Metazoa; Chordata; Mammalia; Scandentia; Tupaiidae
Gene: ELF3
Product: E74 like ETS transcription factor 3
Exons: 9
Coding region: 153-1274 (373 amino acids)
Biological process (GO): regulation of transcription by RNA polymerase II; cell differentiation
Cellular component (GO): nucleus
Molecular function (GO): DNA-binding transcription factor activity, RNA polymerase II-specific; sequence-specific DNA binding
Source: RefSeq, a predicted model, not a curated record
GCUCCCGCUCGGCUCUAUUUAGGGUGGGGUGGGGGGAGCGCGGUGCCCAGAUACCUCAGCUCCACCUGGCGGGCCACCGCCUGGAUUUCUCCCGCCUGCAGCCUCCUAAGCCUGCCCACCUGCCACAUCUGCACCCCCACUGCGACAGCCUCAUGGCCGCGACCUGUGAGAUCAGCAGCGUCUUCAGCAACUACUUCAGUGCUAUGUACAACCCGGAGGACCCCAGCCUGGCCUCUGUCCCCCCUGCUGGCUCCUUUGGGGCCGAUGACCUGGUGGUGACCCUGAGCAACCCCCCGAUGUCGCUAGAGGGAACAGAGAAGGCCAGCUGGUCGGGGGAGCAGCCCCAGUUCUGGUCGAAGGCCCAGGUCCUGGACUGGAUCAGCUACCAGGUGGAGAAGAACAAGUACGACGCCAGCUCCAUCGACUUCUCGCGGUGCGACAUGGACGGGCUCACCCUGUGCAGCUGUGCCCUCGAGGAGCUCCGGCUGGUCUUCGGGCCCCUGGGGGACCAGCUCCAUGCCCAGCUGCGGGACCUCACUUCCAGCUUCUCUGACGAGCUCAGCUGGAUCAUCGAGUUGCUGGAGAAGGAUGGCGUGGCCUUCCAGGAGACCCUUGGAGCCCCAGGCCCCUUGGACCAGGGAAGUCCCUUCGCCCCAGAGCUGCUGGACGACUCCCGGCAAGUCAGCCCCUAUUACCCCGGCGGCUACGGCACAGGAGCCCCCUCCCCCGGAAGCUCCGAUGUCUCCACCGCAGGGACCAGCACGUCUCAGAGCUCGCACUCCUCAGACUCCGGUGGAAGUGACGUGGACCUGGACGCCACUGACAGCAAGCUCUUCCUCAGAGAUGGCUUUCCUGACUGUAAGAAGGGGGACCCAAAGCACGGGAAGAGGAAGCGAGGCCGGCCCCGAAAGCUGAGGAAGGAGUACUGGGAGUGCCUGGAAGGGAAGAAGAGCAAGCAUGCCCCCAGAGGCACCCACCUGUGGGAGUUCAUCCGGGACAUCCUCAUCCACCCGGAGCUCAAUGAGGGCCUCAUGAAGUGGGAGAACAGGCACGAGGGCGUCUUCAAGUUCCUGCGCUCCGAGGCCGUGGCCCAGCUCUGGGGCCAGAAGAAGAAGAACAGCAACAUGACCUACGAGAAGCUGAGCCGGGCCAUGAGGUACUACUACAAACGGGAGAUCCUGGAGCGGGUGGACGGCCGGCGGCUUGUCUACAAGUUCGGCAAAAACUCCAGUGGUUGGAAGGAGGAAGAGGUUGAGAGUCGAAACAGGGUCUGAACUAGACCCGGGACCGAAGUUAUGGACAGACUGGAGUCCUGCAGCCCUCCUGGGAGGACAGGCAGGCCAGGUGGCCCUUUGGACAAGCUCCUUGCUGUGCUGGGGGAGAUGCUGGCGUCCUGGGGUCUUGUCCCCCAUCACAUCGGAUCCGGACCCGGAGCCUCUCUUUCCUGCCCUCCUUGGGAUUAUAAACCUGGGGUGUGAAGCGACAUCGCCGCUGACUCUGUAGCUGCAGGCUGUCCCCUUGUACCUGGUGGCUCCUCCAACCCAACCCUGGACACGAACAGCAGACGACAUCUUCCUUUUGCAGAUCCUGGACCAGCUGAAGACGCCAGGAGGGGCCGCGGAGAGCUCGGGGACAGAGAGGACAGGGCAGGCCUCUCGUGCCGUCUUUCUGGACUGGCUGCCACCUCCCUGCUCAGGGCUCAGGCUCCACGGCGGGGGUCAGAGCACCCCCUAAUUUAUGUGCUAUAAAUAUGUCAGAUGUACAUAGAGAUCUAUUUUUUCUAAGACAUUCCCCUCCCUGUUCCUCUCCCACUGAGUGCUGGUGGCUGGAUGGACUGUUCUAGGCCCUCUGUGAGCCAGCGAGGGGCGGGGUGAUGCCAGAACGCUCAGAAUGGGGCUCCUGGCUCCUUCCUCCUGUGAAUGGAGGCUGAGACCUCCAAUAAAGUGCCUCUGGCUUUUUCUAACCUU